UACUUUUUGCGUUUGCUUUGUACAGACAAAUGACAGCAUGGAGAAUGCAUUUUCACCCCGUGUCAAGUCCCUCAUCGGCAUAGCACCCAACGACAGAGCGCAUGCGCAAAAUAUCAAAGACGCUCUACUGGAAGACCGACUGAACUUUUCUGUUCUCCCCGACUGUGAAGAUCCAAGGACGGUGGAUGCUGAUAUUCUUUUCAAGGCGUCGUCUCAAGUUCGCUCUGUAGCGGUCGCCGUCCACAUGUUUCCUGGUUACCCUCCAUGGAGGGACGAAUUUGACUGGGCCAGUGACGAGAUGCGUUAUGUAGGAUGACGAAGCGAUGUGUGGAGAUGGCGGAACAUGGAUGUGCAUAUUUGGCAUGCUGUGUAUUGGUAACGAUAUUAGAAAGAUUGUUAGGCGAUAUCCUUUUCACCGUAUCUGAUGGCGAUUCGUCUCUGAUUCCAUUUCUAUUACGAGAUCUCCUGGUAACAACAGAGUUAGAAGCUGUGUUGGGUUCCAAAUUGAUCUUUACUAUGCGCAUACUCAUGGGAACGCCUCUUGCCAUGAACAUUCGAAAUAUUCUUUGGCAUGGAUUCGCUCAUCCAGCGGAAUUUGAACCGCCUGCGAAAAUUUAUUUCGCCUUCUUUAUGAUGAUUUUGCUUGAGGUUGUUACUAGAGCGCGCGAAUCACUCGGCAAGCUAUCGCAUAGAUCGAAAAUAGCCUUUGAGAGCACGCCCUUGGAGGAAAUUGAUCAGCAGUAUUCCGCCGUAUGUUUCAAUGAAGAUUUGCCCCCCGCAACUCUCCCUGCUUCGUCCUUGGAACCAAUUGUUGGUCUCAUUACCUUGUCAACUUUCCCCUUACCGGGAACCAUCGACUACAACAUGUUCUCGCUCCUUGCCUAUGCGGUAGGAGACUAUCAUACCUUCCUGGUAUCGUCCAUACCGAUGCUAGAGCACGCUCUUCGGAUUGUUUAUGUCCGUGCUGCAGGGGAAGACGCUUCAAGGCUUUUGGUUGCAGAUAAUAGAGUGAUGUAUCUGACUUUGGAUGAAAUGCUCGCGGAUGGACGGGCCCUUUUGACUGAGCAGCUCGGACACUGCUGCGUGGAGUUAUUAUUAGAUAUGUUCAGUUUCCCAGCGGGACCACGGCUUCGAGAUAGGCUUUCACAUGGUGAAGCCAAUAACGUUGUCGGAUCAACAGCCUCUAGACACAUUUACAUCAAUCCAACCAUUACCCAAACCUUUUUUUCUCUCCUCAUUUACUUGAUGUGGAUCUAUUCUCCUGCGGCUGGGGGAUUAAAGUUCAGUGGCCUCGUGGCGACUUGCGUAGAUUUUGUGAAGCACUAUCAUAGCCGAUACCACCCAGUCGCACGUAUUCGCCAAGAGCUGGUAAAGGCCUUUGUGGAGAUUGACAGAUGCUUCCAUACCAUGUGCCAAGCUGCGUACACGCUGGCAAUACCUAUUGAAGAAGAGGAUACACAAACAGUUUCCCUCGCUGGCGAAUGGACACGGAUGAGCAAACUGCCUUAUCCAUUACAGCAAAAUCUCUAUACAGUAACUCGCCUUCUUUGUCAGCAGCCAACCCGUUUGUUUACUUUUCCACCGAGCUGUCUCAGUCAACGGUCCAUUUCCCACGCCCUCGAAACCCUCCCCCGAUGCCACUUGCCCCAACCUCAACACAAAUUUCCAUACGUCCACGUCAUCCGCAUCCUCAGUCACAUCCGUCAAACCAUCUGCAAUUUAGAAACCAAAUCCCAAGUAACGCGUAAACGCAUGACAAUCAUAACGGGAGGGGGUUCAGUCAUUGCGGUGCUAUGGACUGUCUUGAGUAUCUUGGAGCAAUCCCUUGUUCCCGGGUCCGACUUUUCCAGCAACGUAUUGAAACGAAUUGCCACCGUUGUGGAUCGAUGUGCGGCGAUUGUUAAAGGCGGGGAAUGGUGGAAGGUGCAAGGAGAGGUUGAGGCUUGGGUAAUGGAAUUGAAGGGUAACCAUCAACGGAGACGCUUUGGUGAUUAAUAGACUGGAAGUGGUUGCACUCGUACAAUGUUUUUACUGGCAUACUUUACUAUCACGGUUGUAUACCCUUUACUUCAUUUGAUGAUGAGAAUCAGCAAUACUCUGUCC
Molecule: messenger RNA, 2103 nt
Organism: Spizellomyces punctatus DAOM BR117
Lineage: Eukaryota; Fungi; Chytridiomycota; Chytridiomycetes; Spizellomycetales; Spizellomycetaceae
Exons: 7
Coding region: 313-1995 (560 amino acids)
Source: RefSeq, a predicted model, not a curated record